This is a messenger RNA of Girardinichthys multiradiatus, 2639 nucleotides long. It is a transcript of the gene rgs7bpa, whose product is annotated as regulator of G protein signaling 7 binding protein a. Gene Ontology annotation, cellular component: postsynapse; nucleus; neuron projection. The transcript is spliced from 7 exons. Bases 884 to 1756 code for a protein of 290 amino acids. NCBI's taxonomy places the organism in Eukaryota, Metazoa, Chordata, Actinopteri, Cyprinodontiformes, Goodeidae. Gene Ontology annotation, biological process: G protein-coupled receptor signaling pathway. The record is from RefSeq and is a predicted model, not a curated record.
UAGUCUAGUCUUUUUAGAGUUUCCUUUAGGGGUCUGGCUUGAUGGGCCCUAUUAGUAUUCCCGUCCCACGGGUGCGCAGUGUUGCCAACCACAGAGCCACGUCAGGCCUGUAGCAAAUGCUCGUCUUCUUUCUGCCUCGCCAAGGUUAGAGAUAGGCCCGCCCGACAGGCAGGAAACACUAAAAGAAAAAGAAAAAGAUACUCAGAGCCGGACUGAAACUCCCGACGCCAGGGAUCAGCUUCAGAUUUUUUCUCCUAAAAGUGUAGGCUGCGACUUAUUUUCUCGGCGCACAUACACACAUACGGCGUUAUUUUGUCCGCAUAGAACAGGAGCUGUACAGGAGGAAAAUAUUUUUUAUCGCCCAGUACUUGAUGGAAACGCACAAUCAUAAAAAAUGGUUGCAUUUGGAGACCGUCUGUGAAUGCGAUCUGACAUCUGUACGUGAGAAAGAACACUUCUGCAAGCUGGACUCCUUUCGGGCGUGAAAAGUCCUCGCUGUACACCUUUAUAGCGGCUCGGGAUUGAAGGUGACUUGAGCCCCGACGCAGUCAAGGCAAUGCGGAGAGGAGCCACAGGCGCUCAUCCUCUACCUUUCCUUUGCCCUCAGGCUCGUCUGGGAUUUUUUUUCUCCCCCUCCCACAAUGAAUAAAGGUAGCGACAAAGAGCAAUAAGAAUUAACCGAGCUUCAGUUGGCGAAGGUGAACCUAGUCUGUAAGGACAGAAUAAGGUGAACGGUAAAGGGUGCAGGGUGGUCAGGUAGGAGGAGAACAGCGGUGGAGGAGUUUUUUGUUGUAUUUGUUAUAUUAGUGCCUGGGAUCGGACAGAAUCGUUCCGUCUUGGGGCUGUUUUAAUAGUGGAUGUGUAUGCAUGAGUUCUGCAUCGAAUGGGCGCAAAAACCGCCCCAGAUCCGCCGGGAACAUCUUCCAGAUCGGCAAACCUCCGUACCGAGACCAGCAGCGGAGGGAGAGCACCGAGAGUACCCGCAAAGCCCAGCGCGCCGUGGCCGACUGCAGAAUGUUCAAGCUCAAGUAUGCCGUGCCUGGUUAAAUUUUAUUUUUCAUGGAAACGUACCCAAAUCACUUCAAGGACAAGUUCUUCAGCAACCUCUGCCAGUAUCAAGAAGAAUUUCCUGAAAGACUUCAUCCAAUUAGGGAUUGUUCAAGAAUUCAACACACUUGUGGCUUUGUACCGUGAGCUGGUCAUCUCCAUCGGUGAAAUCACUGUUGACUGUCCUUCUUUGCGAGCCGAAAUGUUGAAGACCCGAACCAAAGGCUGUGAAAUGGCGAGAGCAGCACACCAGAGUCUCUCCUUGAUUUCUGGGCCAGAGGACGGGGAAAUCCACCCUGAGAUCUGCAGGCUCUUCAUCCAGCUGCAGUGCUGUCUGGAGAUGUACAUCACAGAGAUGCUGAAAUCUAUUUGCCUGCUGGGAUCCCUGCAGCUCCAUAGAAAAGGUAAAGAUUCAUGUUGUCCUCCUGGAGUGGACAUCAAGACUGAGGACUCUGACAUCCCCAUCCUGGAGGACACCUCUUCCUCACCCACUGAUUGUCCUCAGGUGUGCUGGCUGGUGGCCACUGACAUAGAAAACAUUGAAAAAGAUAUGAGAGAUAUGAAGAACCUUCUAAGUAAACUCAGGGAGACAAUGCCUUUACCACUGAAGAACCAAGAUGACAGCAGCUUGCUGAACCUGACUCCCUACCCUCUUGUCCGACAGAGGAAAAGGCGCUUCUUUGGGCUCUGCUGUCUGGUAACCAGCUAAAGUCCCCACCUUCUUGUGUAGGAGGCGACAACAAAGACACCAUCACCCACUGUCUGUCACCAGUCGUGUCUCCCAUCGAUCUACUACUGCCACUUUCAAAUGUAUUCUCUCUCUUUUUUUCAAGGCUGCCCAUUUUCUAAUUUUAUUUUGUUAUACAAAUGAAAAUUGUAACUGCAAUGUAAUAAUAUAAAACAUAAUCAUAUAUUUUAAGAUAUUUUGCAGAAGCUUUUUCCAUUUUUUGGCUUGCCUUGUCUAACUUAAAAAAAGAAUGAAAGAUCAUCUAAAACAAUGUCACUGUUCGAUUAUUACUACUGUCCCGAAUAAGUGAGAUACGGAUUCAUGUUUCAAAAAGGGAAUUUAAAUGUCUGUGCUGUCAGGAAUAAUGUGAUAAUGCAUGAAUAAAUGCAAUAUGAAGGCUAAAGGCCACAUUCCCAGAGACAAAGGGAUGCUUUCGUUGAAUAUUAGAUGACAGGUUUGUGCAGAAACGUUUGUUGUGUACUACAGUCUCCGUUUUCUGUUUCUUGCUGUUUUUCCUUCUUACUGUGCUUAAUUUACAGUCUUCCAUAAAUUAAGAAUCUGUAUCCAACUUUCCAGCUUCAAAAUGAAAUAUAUGAUACAUUACUCAAAGGAAAACAUAUUUGCACACAAUAUCUAUCUAUAAAGGCAUUAGACUUGUACAUACACAUACUCUUUACACAAGGUUCUCAAUUAUUUUCAAAGCUGGAGUUGGUUAGCAAAGAUUACUAGUUUUGGGAUGGUAACUGAAGGGAGGAUCUCCUGACUGAGGCAGCUGUGCACUUAAUAAAAUAACAAAUAAGGAUAGGGUAAUAGAAGCUGUAAUAGGUCAUUUUACAUUGUUAAUAAAACUUUGUUAUUGAAACCA